Molecule: messenger RNA, 975 nt
Organism: Plasmodium cynomolgi strain B
Lineage: Eukaryota; Apicomplexa; Aconoidasida; Haemosporida; Plasmodiidae
Product: merozoite surface protein 7
Exons: 2
Coding region: 1-975 (324 amino acids)
Source: RefSeq, a predicted model, not a curated record
AUGAGGGGCAAGUAUGUGAUGUUGUCUUCCUUCUUUUUUUUCCUUUCGAUGCAUGCGGUGCCGUGUGAAAAGCUGGGCAUCCAGAAGAAGAAAAAAAAUCUGGAGCAGGACGCAGCUCACAUAUUGAUGAAGAAGCUGGAGAGUUUGUACAAACUCAGCGCCACGGAUAACAGCGAAGUUUUUAACAAAGAAAUUGAGUCGUUGAAAAAACAGAUUGACCAAUUGCACCAACAUGGUGGGGUAAUCGAAGGGGAAAAUUUAGGCCACCUUCUAGAAAGCGAAGCAGCCAACGAGUCAACCAAGAAGACCAUUUUUGGUGUAGAUGAAGAUGAUUUGGAUAACUACGAUGCGGACUUUAUCGGGCAAGGGAAGAAAACUAUCAUAAAGGGGGCGACAGACGAUGAUGAAGGAGAGGAAGGUGAUGAGGGUGAAGUAGAAGAAACAAAUAGUGGGAAUACUUCCUCUCAACCAGAUUCAGAAGAUUCAUCCGAAAGUCCCCCUGAAUCUCGUAAUCCCGCAACAGCCGUCGCACCAGGUGUAAGCCCCCCUGAGGGACAGUCUCCAAAUGGACGCAUCCCGAAUGUGAAGUACCUGGACAAGCUCUACGACGAAAUACUCAAAACGACAGAUGUGAAGGACGGAAUUCACGUCCCCGCGUUCCACAGCAAAUAUAAUGAUUUUCGAACAAAGUACGAAUUUACGAUGAAUGAGCGAGAGUACCAGAUAGUGAAAAAUCUUUUUGACACCUUCUUCAAGAAGGAUGGUAAUUCCAAUGACGAUGCCCCCAUUAAGUUUUUCAAAAAUGUGUUGAAUGACGCAGAUUUCCAAAAACAGUUUGACAACUUUCAGCAUGGCCUCUACGGAUUUGCAAAACGACACAACUACUUGAGGGGCCAGAGAAUGAACCUGACCGACGCGCACAAAAAUUUGUUUUUAAAUGCGUUAAGUUUGCUGGACACACUUGAAGGGAAGUGA